Molecule: messenger RNA, 4842 nt
Organism: Diabrotica balteata
Lineage: Eukaryota; Metazoa; Arthropoda; Insecta; Coleoptera; Chrysomelidae
Source: the annotation of a GenBank genome assembly
AAAAUCUAAAAAUUUAUUUAUACAAGAUUACAAUUCAUAAUAUUGGUAAAUCGCUAUGUCAUUCCAUAAGUUUGUUUUCACAUCUUGCCAAUAGGACAACGUCACCUGAUCAAUGUAGCCUAACCAAAUUAAUGCAUCUCUGUGCAGUGGAUGGUCAUCUGGUAUCUGGAUAUUGUAACUGCUUUUAUAGUUAAACACCUUCUCUGAUAAUAUUUCUUCUUUAAUUUUGAGAACUCCCAUACCCGACGCUGGUAUCGGUAGGUGGAUUAAAGGCUGGAAUUAAAACAAAAAAUUAAUCAAUGAUAAAUAAAUCAUUCUCACCAGUGUUUAUAAAAAAAAAUCUAAAAGUUUAUUUCUAUUAUAUAAUUACAUAGCAAGUUUUUUGUGUCGCUCUCUCUCAGACUGUCGAAAUUUUUCUUUUUGUCUCUUCGACAGCUUCGGAGGUUGCUCCCUAAUUAUAUUCUUUGAUAUGGCUGCCUGUUUGAUAUAUUGUAAGGGUGAUUCAUAGUACUCGUUAUCCCAAUUUUCUUCACCACUUACAAUCUGUUGGGGUUGGCACUCGUUAUUCCAUUUGUUGUCAUCACCCCCCUGUUGAGACUCCAAGUGUAGGUACUUGUACCUACGCUUGAUGUGUUCUAGUGGGGAUUCCUGGUACUCGUUAUCCCAAUUUUCUUCACACACUAGCGAUAGGUGGAUUGGGGGCUAAAAAAAAAAAUUAAUCAAUGAUAAAUAAAUUUAUCUUACCAGAAUACCUUUUAUGAAUCAGACAUAGUUUUAUAACAAUACAAUGUAGGUUCAGUGUCCCUGUGGACUUCUAAGGAUCUUUUACAGAAACAAAAAAAUUUCUUGCAAUCAAAACAUGGUAAUGUUCCAUAUAUUUUGUUGUCCCAGAAUAAUGUAGGUAGAGUUUGAGGUUUUAUGUUUUUCUCAGUCUUAAAUUGUAAGUUCAUAAAUCGUUUUUGGUCUUUAAAAACUGCCUCCCAUUUAUUUAGAUCAGACUGAAAUAAAGAGUUUUAUUUCAAAAUAUAUUUUAUCAAUAUAGUAUAGUUAUGCCUACCUGCAUAAUUUCAUUGUUAGUUCUGGGUGGCUGUAGAUUAAUUAAAAAACGAUUUACAAAACUUUAUAAAAUAAUACUAUUAUUUAUCAUUGAAACCCCAUGGAAGAGUAUCAGUGGAUAAAUAAUUUAUUAUUCUCUUAUCAUCGUAUGGACUGAGUGCUACCUUUGUUUGAGACAUUGUAUAUACAUCAUGCUUUUUCAAAAUUAUUGAAUGUUGGGAAAUUUCUACUACUAUUUUAUUAAAUAAACUUGCAUAAUAGUCGUUAUAGGACAGUUCUGAUAAUGCUGAUUUUUUUAUUCCUUUAGCCUUUUUUAUUUCCUCAUUCUUAUUUAAAAUUUUCAUAGUGUACAUUUUCGAACGUAAUCCUAUAAAAUGUGUCAUCAAUUCCCCUUGGUUCUCAUCUUUCAUUAGACCUAACACUUUUUUAUUCUUUAAUGGAAUAUUAUAUACAUUAUUCUCUUUGUAUUCUGAUGUAUCAAAUUUGUCAAUGUCUUCUCUAUGUUUAUAUAUAUCGUCAACAAAAAACUGAUAUAUUAAACUAUCUGUAUCUGUAUAUAAUAAUUUUGCGUGAUCUCUAAAUUUGUUUAUGACAUAAUUAUAAUGAAAGUCAUAUAGAAUGGUUUUGGAAAUAUCUAAAAUACACGUCCCUUUAUAUAUAUUGGUUUAUUAAAAUUGACUUUUUGUUUUGUCAUUUCAAUUAUUACAGUACUGUCAUCGAAAAUAGUACAACUAUGAAAAUUAGGUUGGGAAAUAUAGAAAUUUGCUCCAUAUCUUCCAUUAUAUUUGUUGACGAUAUGGAUUUGCCUAUGUCGCCUGGGGUCCUCUAUACUUUUACCAUAUGGGGCAUUUAUGAACAAUUUAUAUAGGUUUUUUUCAAAUUCAUUUUUACUCUCCUUACGCAAGGCAAUGUUUAAAUCGAUAUAUUUUUUUAACCAAGGGGAUUGUUUAAAUUUUAAACAGCGAUGAAUUUUUGUUAUUUUUAAACCCAACUUAACAAUCUGUUUCAAAUAUAUAUAAUGAAUAACAUAUUUUUUUUAUCGUACAAUGUGGUUAACAAUUUGGGAAUUGUUGAAUUAGAAGAUGGUGGGACCAUGAGAGUGGAAUUAUUAAUUUAGACAAUAAAGACGGACCUGGAACACAUUGGACAGCUUACAAGAAGAAUAAAUCCAAAGUUGUGUACUUUAAUAGUUUUGGCAAUCUGAGACCACCGUUAGAAGCUAUAUCAUACUUUAAUUCAAAUGGUUAUUGUCAAAUUGUAUAUAAUCAUAAAAUUUAUCAAACUUAUAACACUGUAAAUUGUGGACAAUUGUGUUUAGAUUUUUUAAAUAAAUAGUUCGUUUAAAAUAUUUGUUUUUUAUUUACUUUCUGGUUAUUGCAUGAUCAACAUGUCGUACACUUUUGUGUUAUCUGGAAGAGAAUCAGUGUUAUCAACCAAAAUAUAUCCUCCAAUUAUUUUAAAUGAAAAUGAACAGUAUGUACUAGGUUUAAUAGAUUUUAUGUCAUACAAUACAAUUCCAAAUGUAGACCAAACAAACAACAAGUUUCAUAUAGAUGGUUACGAUAUCACAAUUCCAGAAGGUUCAUGUGAGGUGAAAGAUCUUUAAAGUUAUUUAACUGAAAAAAUAACCGAGUUGGAAUUAAAAUUAUAUCGAACACCUGAAAAAGAUGAGACAGACAUUGAUAAAAAUACAAAAGGAGAGAAGCAAAAUUUAGUUACUCAAGGAGGAAACGCAAAAGCUAGAAAACAGCAUAAUAUGGAUCAACCUACAAGUCUAAUAAUGAGAAUUAAUAACAAUACACUCAAAUGUGAAAUAAAAAGCAACAAAGUAAUCCAUUUUGAAAAACUAAAUACCAUUGCUCCCUUAUUAGGCUUUACAUCAAAACGACUCUCACCUCUAAAGACUCACGUAGCUGAAAAUCCUGUGCAUAUUUCAAAGGUGAAUUCAAUUUGUGUAGAAUGUAAUCUAAUCACUAAUUCAUACGUCAAUGAAAAUCAAGGUCAUAUUAUUUACAUGUUUUAUCCAAAUGUCUUACCAGGUUACAAAAUUGUUGAAAUUCCAAAAAAAGUAAUUUAUUUACCUGUCACCAAUAGAUAUAUUGAUGAAAUUUUCAUUAAAAUAGUCGACCAAGAUGGUAAUCUUGUCAAUUUCACACGAGAAGUUAUUACGUUAAGACUACAUUUAAAAAAAGUAUAAAUAAUGGUUGUUAUAUACAACUGUAGUAAAUUUAAUCCAAGUGUGGACGGUGUAUAUAAUAUUAAAAGUUUUGAUAAAAACAUUAGCGAUAAGCAGACGCUCAAGCCGUUAACAAUAGAAAACAAAGUCUUUUUAACCUCACUAGGAUUUAAAAUAAAACAUAACAAUAACAACGACAGUAACAAGGAAAAAGAAAAGAAAUACGUGGUGUAGAAUAAAGUUGUUUAUUAAUACUAGAAUACUUGGCAUUUUCCUGAGGUGUACUUGUAAGAAAAGUGAAUAUGAGUUUUAACAUUUUAAAUAUUGCAGAUCGUGUGUUGGUUGACAAUUCAAUUGUUAGUCGAGAAAUGCACAGUCAUUUACCCUAUGCUAAUGCCACUUUUAAUCACUGUGAUGAAAUAAGAUUGCCAAUACAAACUCAAGAUAUAUAUAUACACAACCUUCUGAGAGUUAUUUGUAUAUUGAAGGACGUUUAACGAAUGAUGGGAAAGAAAGCAAUACUUUACACUUUGUUAAUAAUGGUUUGAUGCAUUUAUUUGAUGAAAUACGAUAUGAAAUUGGAGGCUGUGUAAUAGAUAGAGUGAGAAAUGUAGGUAUAACAACGACAAUCAAAAACUAUGUUUCGUUCACACAAACUGAAUCUAAUCGAUACAACUGUAUAGGUUGGAGUAUUACUGACACACCAACUGUUGCUGAUAAAUCAGGAAAUUUUAAUGUUUGCAUUCCACUCAAACUUGUACUUGGGUUUUUUGAAGAUUUCAUCAAAAUUCUAAUUAACAUACGCCAAGAACUCGUAUUGAUAAGAAGUUCAACAGAUUUAAAUGCAGUAAUGUCGACAGUAGAAACUGAAAAACCAAAAGUGGAAAUAUUUAAAUUAAUGUGGAAAAUGCCUCAUAUUCAAGUGUCCGAUUCAGAAAAAUUACGCUUAUUUAAAUUUAUUGAAAAUGGAUCCAAUUUAGAGCUUGCAUAUAGAAGCUGGGAAUAUCAUGAAAUUCCUCUACUUUCUCAGACAAUGAAAUUUAACUGGAAUGUAAAAACUACCAGCCUGUUAGAGAGACCACGAUUUGUUUUGUUUGCAUUACAAACUGGUAAAAAGAAUGCAAUAAAAGAAGACAACAGCUAUUUUGAUCACUGUUUUAUUACAAACUUAAAACUAUUCCUAAAUUCUGAAAUGUACCCGUAUGACAAUUUAAACUUGAACUUUAGUAAAAGACAGUAUGCCAUUGCAUAUGAAAUGUACGCACAAUUUCAACCGUCGUACUAUUACAAAGCUGUUGGUGAUCCAUCUCUAACUAUGUUACAAUUCUGUGCUGUUGCUUCUAUAUUUGUUAUUGAUUGCAGCAGACAAAAUGAAUCAGUUAAAUUAGGAAGUGUUGAUAUGAGAAUAGAAAUAGAAACUACAAAGAAUAUACCAGCUAACACAACUGCCUAUUGUAUAAUUAUGCAUCACCGUAUUGUUAAUUAUAAUCCUCUAACCAAUGUCGUUCAAAUGUUUUAACUGUAGUUCAUCUAAUGAAGUAAAUCUGUAUUGUGGGUUUUAGUAUAAAUAAAAAGUUAAAAAAAGUUUAUUCUUAUUUAACGUCCUGUAC